AUGGCAGAUGUCUGGCUGUUCACUGCGUCGUGGCAGGGGCAGCAUGUUUGCUUCCAGUGCUCGGUUAUCACGAAAGGUAAGGAAGACUACGUGUACUGCAACAAUGAUCCGUCAACCUGCCAUUGGCUUCGGGAAAGAAUUACUUUGGAUCAGUUCAUUGCUCGUCGUUUGAAGGAGAAACAGCUCUGCUGGGAGUACUGCAACCCCAAAGUUCCGGAGAUCACCUGGACGGACGUCUACACCGUGGCGUCUGGGAGACCCAACGACCACGGCCACCGGGGCACCAAGGGCGUUUCGGUUCACGCGAACUCGUUAAAAAGGGGGCCCCUUAACCGACACCGGCGAUGCCACGAUGCUCUCAGGGAGACUCCCAAGAUGCUUUGGAACGACGUGGUGUCGGGAGCUCAGCCGGCCGAAAUGUUGACAACUCCGGUCUUGGGGCGAUUCGUUCGCUUCCUCUCAGCAUCCGGAAAUUGCCAGAUCCAAGAGAUGCAGGUCGUGGGGCAGCUGGUUGCACCAGCCGAAACUUGUGAAGUCGCAGUGCGCAACGCCACUGGGACGUUGGAAAAAACUGACGUGCAAUACAUGACUGGACCCAAUCUGCACAUGAACCUGCGACGACUAGCCUGGCGUGGUGGCAUCCACUACUACGAGGAGUUCCCACAAGCCAUGAGCGAGUGGGUCAGCAGCUCAGAGGCCACCAUCACCUUUGCAGUGAACAAGACGCCCACCGUGACACAUAUCUCGCCUAUGAACGGCACAGCACGUGGUGGCACGAGUGUGACCAUCUAUGGAACCAAUUUUGGACCAACUUGGAUGGCGGACCCCAUGGAGGAGAACGCAACCACGCCCGUGACCGUGGACUUCAAUGGAUACAGCUGCGAAGUGCAGCAGGUGACCGCAAGCAGCGUGAUUUGCGUCACCGUGCCGCGUAGCGACGGCAUCAAGCCCCCCAGCAUGACCGUCACAGUGGAAGGUGCUGGAAACGCAUGGAUCAAGCCUGGUACACGAUACCGAUACCUGGACCGCUGGUCCUUGCUGGAUACCUGGGCCAACCAGGAACCACCAAUUGAAGAUGCCUUGGUCUCCAUUCCACAGGGUCAAGCGAUCCUGUUGGAUGAGGACACACCAGUCUUGUUGAUUCUGACAGUGGAAGGUGUACUGGUCUUUGACAACAAAGACAUCCAUCUGCAAGCGACCUACAUCUGGGUCAAGGGUGGAACUAUGGAGAUUGGCACGGAGCAGAAACCUUUCCUCCAUCGCGCUUUGAUCACCUUGCACGGCCAGAAGUACUCGACCAUUCGACUUCCGGUGAUCGGCGGCAAAGUCCUGGCGGUGUCCAACACGCAGUUCACCAUCCGGGAACUCGGGGACAACGCGGUGGAGGAGGGCAACAUCGGUACCCUGGACAUCCACGGAAGGCCCCGGAUCAAGGUGUGGACACGCUUGGCCGAAACCGCCAACAAACACGACACCGUCAUUGUGCUUCAGGAUGUCGUGGAUUGGCAACCUGGGGAGGAACUGAUGAUUGCUGCCACAGACAUCCCACACAAGCACUUCGACGGGAACGGCCUGCACGGCGCACCGCCUGUGGAUUUCCACAAUGAGCGCGUCUUCGUGCAGAGUGUGGCCUCUGACAUGAAGACCAUCACUCUGACGGCACCAUUGAAGUAUACCCACAUCUCCACCUACUUCACCCGACCUUUGGACAACGAGUACAUUGACCUCUCCGCUGAGGCGAUGCAGCAACGACCAUCGAUUUUUCCCCCGGCAAUGUACGCCAGAUCGAUUGCUCUGGCGUAUGGAGACGCAGCUGUGCUCACUGCUUUGAUGGAGCUGUCAGCACAGGGUGGCGCUCUUGUCCAGGAACGUGAAGAUCCAGGGAGAAGCGUCACCCGGACGGCCCAAGGGUUACCGGUUGAGCCGGUUGACCUACAUGAGGUUCGGUUCAAAUCGAAGAAGAUGGAGACCCUCCGGUAA
Cladocopium goreaui is the source of this 1980-nucleotide messenger RNA. The record is from the annotation of a GenBank genome assembly. Lineage: Eukaryota; Dinophyceae; Suessiales; Symbiodiniaceae.